CAAAUUUCGACGUUUCCUCCACAGACCAUCUUUCUACGAUGUUGAGACUCGUGGCCUUGACCUUGUGCUUGUGUCACGUGACGCUGACCGUACAGGCAAUUUCCUUAGUGCGCGUGACGUCACCAACCAGCUCGUACGUGGGCCAGGCAGUGACCACUGAGGAUGGGCGGAGCUUCCACGCCUUCAGGGGCGUGCCCUACGCCGAGCCGCCAGUGGGAGAUUUGAGGUUCCGGAAACCUGUGGCCAAACCGCCUCUUGACGGUGAGUACCAAGCGCUGGGGUUCAAACCUUACUGUAUCCAGAUGAACUAUAUGCCGUCUUCGUUUGGAGCUGGACAGGAGGACUGUCUAUACCUGAAUGUCUUCACACCCGGCCUGCGGAGCUCUGGUCAGUCAUCGGAAUUGUUGAAGGUCCUUUUCUUUAUCCACGGAGGGGGGAACCUCAACGGCUUCGCGGAUUUCUACAUGCCUGGCUCUCUGGUCACCCACAAUGACGUCAUAGUGGUCACUAUCAACUACCGGUUGGGUCUCCUGGGCUUCCUGUCUACCAACUCGAGCGCUAGCCUCGGGAACUACGGGCUGUGGGAUCAAGUCCUGGCUCUGAAAUGGGUGAAGAACAAUAUCAGGGCUUUUGGGGGAGACCCUGAGGCUAUCACGGUGAGCGGCGAGUCAGCGGGUGCCAUCGACACGUCAGUUCUGACCCUCUGCUCCCAGGCUCGUGGUCUGUUUGCCCGCGCUUUUUCCAUGAGUGGAGCUACGGGAGUGGACCAUCCUAUGGUUCUGGCCAGGGAGCCUGUGACGAUGGCGGAACUGGCGGCCAGACGUGAGCAGUGUCUGGGCGAGACUGACCCAGUUCCUGAGACGGACGAGCAGUGGGCGCCCGUGGUAGAGUGUCUGAGGAAAGUGCCAGAGGACAGGUUCGGAUCCAUGGCAGGUCUUGGAGAAAUGCCAUUAAUUGGACCGGUGGUAGAUGGAGACUUAGUACCGAAUGAUCUGGCAUCCAUACCUCCAGACGCCUUGUUCUACGGCCUGAUCUCCGAACUGCUUAAGUCUGGCUAUGGCCAGGUCAGUCCUGAGGUAGUGGCAAAGGUCGCAGAGUACUACCAGGAGAACUUUGAGGUGAGCCCAGUAGCAGAUUUCAGCGCAGACAGUUUCUUCAUCAUCCCCAGUCUUGAGUACAUCAACGCCGCCUCAGGUAGUGCCAAUCAGAGCAAGGCAUGGCUUCUUCGCUUCGUCAACUUUGCAGAGUUCAUGACCGAAAAGAACAAAGGAAUGUGUCACGUGAUGGAUCUGUUCUACCUGUUCGAUAUCGAUAUAAACGAGAUCAAGAAAUGGGUCGAUUUCAAGAUCGACAGCAGCAAAUGGAGCCAGGAAGAUACAGACCUUAAGGCCAAGUAUGGCCAACUGGUCUCGUCUUUUGUAAAGACAGGAAAACCGGAAGUGCCAAAAGAAGCCAGUGGCAAGGAGCCCCCGACAUGGCCGCCCUAUGACCCCGUCAAGGGUCAGUACCUGGCCUUUAGCUCGGCUCCCAGUCUGGCUCAGCACCUCAAGGCAGACCGCCUGAGACUGUUCCAACAGCAGAUCCCAGAAUGGAUCCAGGAAUUCCCGCUGCAGCCUCCGAGCAAAGAGGAGCUGUAGAGCAUCAUGGAGGAACAUGAAUUUGUUUUGUGUAAAUUAGUUAUUAGUUGGGUAGUUAGUUAAUAAAUAUAACUGUUAUAGUGCGGUCU
Aplysia californica (California sea hare) is the source of this 1726-nucleotide messenger RNA. Its product is annotated as gut esterase 1. The record is from RefSeq and is a predicted model, not a curated record. NCBI's taxonomy places the organism in Eukaryota, Metazoa, Mollusca, Gastropoda, Aplysiida, Aplysiidae.